Clunio marinus is the source of this 933-nucleotide messenger RNA. The record is from the annotation of a GenBank genome assembly. NCBI's taxonomy places the organism in Eukaryota, Metazoa, Arthropoda, Insecta, Diptera, Chironomidae.
AUGGCUCACAAGGAUGCGGAAAGGAAGAGAACUGGGGAUGCGGCAACUGUGGUGCUGGAGAAUACGGAUGCUAAUCACUUCUCCAUUGAUAAAAGUCAAACGUCUCACGAUUAUUCUAUUAUAAGUCAGAAAGAAAGUUUAACAUUAAGUGAUGACAUCGAUCAAAAUAUUACGAGUAAUUUUAGUUAUGAAAACAUUGACAAAAUUAGCGUGAAACUUAAAGACGGUAGAAAUAUAUUUUUCCUUGAGACUGGAAAAUCAACAGAAGUUGCAUUAAAUGCACGGCAAGCAUGUUCAAUUGAGUCAGCAGCACUCACAAAUCCUAAUCUAAGAAUUUUCUUAAUUUAUUCUUCACCAAAACGACUACAAAAAUUAAAAAGAACUCCUGUGUUGGAAGCGAUAAUGUCGUAUUCAAAUGUAAACAUAAAUUACAUAAACAUUGAUGAGUUCUCUCAUGAAACUCCAUUUGAAAAUUUCAUUGAAUCAAAGCUACUUUCAAAGUCCUUUUAUUUAACCGAGCAUACAUCUGAUGUUUUGAGACUUUUAGUUUUGUGGAAAUAUGGUGGGACGUAUCUUGACACUGAUGUGAUUGUUAGAAAGAGUCUUGAACAUGUUGAACACAAUUUUGCAUGUCCGGAGACAGAAGAAUACAUGAAUGGUGCUGUAUUGAACUUUGAAAGUGCCGAUAAGAAUCAUCUUGUGACGACUUUUGCUGAUGACUUGAUAAAAAACUUCAAAGGAUAUAACUGGAGUCAGAAUGGACCUUUGUUGAUUACACGAGUAGCUCAAGAUCUUUGCAACACCAAAAACACCAAUGAAAUGGUUGCUAAGGAAGAUUGUAAAGGUGUAAAGGUUGAAAUAUUUAAUUGCAUGAAAAAUAUUUUCUACGAAUUAGAUUUAAAAAUCGAUCAAUUAACUCAUCAAAAUCUAUGA